AUGGCGUACCCUGGAUAUGGCGGCUACGGCAACAUGAAUCCUCACAUGCAAAUGAUGGGACAGACCAUGGCACAGGGCGGAUACUUUGGGCAGCCCCAGUAUCAUGAAGGCGAUCCCUUGUGGGGGUAUUUCCGAGCUGUGGCUGGACAGGAUGGUGAAAUAGAUGCUGAAGAACUACAGAGAUGCUUAACACAGGCUGGAAUCCAGGGCACUUAUACUCCUUUCAGCUUGGAGACAUGCCGAGUUUUGAUCGCCAUGUUGGAUAGGGACUUUACUGGCAAGAUGGGAUUCAGUGAGUUCAAAGAAGUUUGGGGGGCCUUGAGUGCCUGGAAGCAAAACUUCUGUACGUUUGAUCAGGACAGAAGUGGAACAGUGGAGCCACAUGAGUUAAACCAAGCUAUCUUCGCAAUGGGUUACAGGUUAUCUCCGCCAACGCUGAGCACCAUCGUAAAACGUUACAGCAAAAAUGGCCGAAUUUAUUUUGAUGACUAUGUCGCCUGCUGUGUAAAGCUGCGUGCAUUAACAGAUGUGUUUAGGAGGAGAGACGGCAUGCAGCAAGGAUUUGUCAAUUUUAUAUAUGAUGAUUUUUUGCAGUGCACCAUGGCCAUCUGAAUCCUCUCCAAGCAAGCCAUGAAGAGUGGCAUUAGAACCCAACAUGUGAACUUUUCUGUACGGAAGGAACUGAGCAUCAUAGCUGUGAAUUUGGACCAUCAUCUUCCAUCCUGUCAAGCACCUGCAGGCAUUUAAUAUUAGACUCUGGAUAUCCCUCGCACACAUACGGCUGUAGUGUAUUAUUUGGGAAACCGGAUCCAACUCUGAUAGGAAACUGUCAUUUCUCUUUAAUGUUUUUUUUAGUAGCCAUAAGGCUUGGUGCUCCACAUUACAGAAACACCCAUUACCUGGAAAACACCCAAUCUCCAAGCAUUCUGGAUAAUAGAUCCCUUACCUGUAUGCCAGUUGACAGUAAAUAGCACUGGAUAACUGAAAGCAACAUUUCCCGUUUUGUGGCUUUGCUCAAUUUCGCUUCCAUAUUUGGCUGAAAGUUCUCUCAAGGAUCCUUCUUUUUUUUUUUUUUUUUUUCUACAUCUUUAUUUUGCGGCAUUGUGUGUUUUCCAUUUACAGCCUGGAGACUUCUUGGGGUAACUCCCUUAGGGUUGCCAAGGGUAAGAAUUGUCAUUUCUUCCCACAACUAAUGGCAUUGUGCUUUUUCACAAUUAUAUAUAUAUAUAUACAUAUUACAGUUGUUACACGUAUGUGAAUAUUCUACUAUGAAGAACAAAGUGCUUGUGGGUUUUUGGUUGUAUGUAGCCAUAUAUUAAGGGAAUACCAACACAGUUUUGACAUUUGUGCUGUUCACAGUCCCUUAUCUCCUUGGCCUUCUUCAGGGCUACAGGACCCUCCGCUUUUACGCCCCAGCUGCACUGGAUUUGCCUGCUUUUCUCUAUGGUAGUGUGCAGCUGGCCAGCUUUCUAAAGCACUCCUUGGUGGGUUAUGGUGGGCAUUCACUCAAAUAUCCACUUAUUUGGUGGGGUUGCCAAACCAGGUGAUCUUUACUCAAUUUGGCCAAAAAUAUAUGGGCACUAAUCAGUCUUUUGACCCCUGGGACAAUGAUCUAAUUGUAAUGGCGGCCAAUAAAGACCAGUUGGGAGAGGACUGCAUUAAUGCGCUAAACGUGCCUGAGUGAUAUGUCUAGUUUUCAGCCAGUUGAAAGGGCCACAUACAAGGCCACCUCAGGGCUAGGUAGCUGGGCUGCUGCAGCCCUAAAAAUACAUUAAUUUGAAUAAAGUGCCAUCCCCAGAAUACUGGGUCUCGGGGACUGCACAGCAUAUAUUUUAGAAUUGUGUUGAUAUCACUUUAAGACAUAGAUGAGAGGGAUCUACCUUGCAGUCGGGUGUCCUACCACCCCAUAUUCUCACAUUGCUACGGUGGGUUUAGCAGAAAGGCCUCUGUUCUGGGGCAGUAACAUUCUUCAAUAGGUUAGGAGUGAGCCAAGAAAUAUUUCCACCGUUUACCGCCAUAACCGGAAAUGUUUCCCGCUCUCUCCUACCCAAGCUAAACCUGCUGGGAAUGCUUAGACUUUGCCGUGCAUUUGUUAUCAAUGUUGUAUUUGGAUUUUUUUUUUUUUUUUUGCCGUACAGUUUUUUUUUUUUUUGUUUAUUUUUUGUUUUUAUACAGGUAUAUCUACCGCUAAGUGCUGUGACAUAAAGCGUAAAUGAUUGGCACCACUGUAAUAACUUUCUGUAACAAACACAAAUAAUAUUGCAAUUGCUGAAUAAAUGAGUUCUACCUUCAGUUA
Molecule: messenger RNA, 2296 nt
Organism: Xenopus tropicalis (tropical clawed frog)
Lineage: Eukaryota; Metazoa; Chordata; Amphibia; Anura; Pipidae
Gene: gca
Product: grancalcin
Cellular component (GO): endomembrane system; cytoplasm
Molecular function (GO): calcium ion binding
Source: RefSeq, marked provisional